Messenger RNA from Phoenix dactylifera (date palm), 1355 nucleotides. The record is from RefSeq and is a predicted model, not a curated record. Lineage: Eukaryota; Viridiplantae; Streptophyta; Magnoliopsida; Arecales; Arecaceae.
GUUCCAAGCGGGAAACUCCGAGGACGAAUAAAAUCCUCAUCUUUCGCCUCGUGGAAGAGAUAGCGAGCGAGGGCGAGAGAGCGAGGGAGAAGGGAGAAAAGUUUUAGAGCGAAAGGGGGACAAAAAAAGGUGGGAUUUUUAUCCACGAGAGAGCGAGAGAGGGGAGGGCAAUGGAGGACGUGAGACGCACCACAGCAUGGGUCGUGACCCGCGCUUCUCACGUGAAGGUGGACUCCUCAGAACUCGAGAAAGUCGUGGACAAUAUUCAAGGUUCAAUUCCAAAAGUUGAAUGGAAUUUUGAGGGUAUUCAUUACUUUGACAAUGGGCCACUUACAGUUCAGUACCUAUUUGUUUUGGACGCAUUGAACUUCUGUUUUUGGCCAGAUAAGGAUUUGAGCUAUGAUCAUUUGGCUUUGGGCUUGAAGGCAGCUUUGCAGAAUGACAAAUCUGCCCUUGAUGCAGAUCGUCUGCAGAGUUAUACUGAAAUGGGAAUUAAAUUGUCAAAAAUGUUAGGCCCUGAACUGCGUGAAUUGUUGAAGUGGCCACGCCCACUUCCGCUAGAGGAGGAACGAGUACGGUUGUUGCAUGAGGUUGGACUGGAACUGGAGAGAAGCUUUAAGGGUGAGGCAGCUAACCUUGUAAAGUCUUGUGGAAAUUCUGCUGUCACUCUAGUAGCACUUGUUGCACGUUACUUUCCAGGUUUUCGAGAUCAUUCAUUAUACAAGGGUCACCAGGUUUUCUUAUAUAAAAGGGCACAAAUUUUUGCUGCUGAUUUAUGGGGUGCCUUCAAGGGUCAAGGAUAUGGAAGAUUCUACGACAUGAGCUCCAUUACAAUAUUUGCAGACUAUAUCAUCCCUGCUGUACUCAGGCAGAAUGGUGUGCUGAAAUAUAGUUCAGCCUUAUCUAGCUCUAUUGAUUCUAAUGAUGAAAUAGCUCCUGGUAGUGAGGAGGAAGUAGAGAUACGUGCUUGCACUAUUCAUGCUGUGGAAAAAAUGAGAGAACUAAUUGAAUCAAAAUUCAGGAAGCAGGUGCUGAGUGUAGAAAUGGAUCUUUGGCUCUGGUCCUGUGGUGUUCAGAACCCUUCUUUGCAGCAUCAUCGCACACUUUCGAUAUACUAUUGAGUAAAUCAGAAGCUGCAUACUAUGGUCAUGACUAGUUUCUCUAUCCUGUGAAGACAGAUUGGAGUUUCUUGUCGAAUUUUUAUGGCUAGACAUGUCUUUAACAUCUUGGAGCUGUCCUGCAGGGGCAAAUUUUGAAGGAAUCAAUGUUUUGAAACUAACAUUUUGCUAAAUAGUAAGUCUGGAAGGGCAGGAAAUUUAUGGUUAUGUAAUGAAAAAGAACACUCACUUGAUUUA